Messenger RNA from Nicotiana tabacum (common tobacco), 1082 nucleotides. RefSeq lists its product as uncharacterized. The record is from RefSeq and is a predicted model, not a curated record. Lineage: Eukaryota; Viridiplantae; Streptophyta; Magnoliopsida; Solanales; Solanaceae.
CAUGCUUUGUCUAUAAAUUUAAACAUCUUCUUAUAAAUUACCCGUUACUACUACACAUUCACCCUAUAAAUAGAAACUCUCCUCCCGUUGGUUGCAACUUGGGAACCCUAGCUAGCUCUCUCAUCUUCCUCCUUAAUUUGCCUCAACAUAUAACACAAAAACUCUGUCAUUAUAUUGUAAACAACGUAACCAUGAUUGAAUCUCUGUCCAGCUGGUUCACUCCCACUGUUCUCUUCUGUGUUCUGAACCUCAUGAUUGGUAUUAUUCUCAUUUCUUCUAGCUUCAAGAAUGACAAAAAACAACAGCAACAACAACAAUACGCUGAAGAUAAUAACUUACCUCAACCCCCCCGAACUCCAUCUUUAUUACAGCGUGUUAGGUCUGUAAAUUACUUCUCUUUCGUCCCUGAGCCCUUUAAUUCCCCUUUAACUACUCCUCAUUUCGCCGACAACUCUUCACCUCGACUCGGCUACAGUCCCUCUUUGCUUCAGCGAGUCCGGUCCAUCAACUUCUCUUUCUCCUCCCGGUCCGAAAAACCCAGCCCGUUUCCGUCUCUGGACCAAUACGCCGGCCGUCCAGCUGAUGAAAAUGAACCUCAGAAGGUUGAAACUGUAACUGUAACUGAAGAAGAAGAGGAUUUGCAGUGUCACGUAAUGAGAAGUAAAUCUACCACGUGCGCGGAAACUACGUUAAUGAAGAAGUUGGCUAGUGAGGAAAUACUGGCGGCGGUGCAGAAGGAGGAGGAGGAAGAGGAAGAGGUGGUGGUGGUUAGGCAGCGGCCGGCGACGGUGAGGGAGAGAAAGCAAGGGAUGAAGAAGUCGUUUGGCCGGGAUGAUGAAGCUACUGUAGAUAGGAAAGCUGAUGAUUUUAUUAGCAAGUUUAGGGAGCAGCUGAAGAUGCAGAGAAUUGAUUCUAUUCAAAGGUACAAGGAAAUGUUAAACAGAGGUGUGUCCAUUUAGGACAACUUUGUCCUUGUAAUUUAUCCUUUCAUGUAUGGCAGAUCCAUGUCGUUUUCUGUCAAUUCAAAAGUAAACACGAUUUGGUUGUCGCAUCUCACUUAGUUGAGUGAAGUUAAGUGGUUA